Messenger RNA from Gadus macrocephalus (Pacific cod), 868 nucleotides. RefSeq names its product myosin, light chain 13 (gene myl13). Gene Ontology annotation, molecular function: calcium ion binding. Bases 92 to 649 code for a protein of 185 amino acids. Lineage: Eukaryota; Metazoa; Chordata; Actinopteri; Gadiformes; Gadidae. Gene Ontology annotation, cellular component: myosin II complex. The record is from RefSeq and is a predicted model, not a curated record. The transcript is spliced from 6 exons.
CGCCAGCCAAAGGGGCUACUUUCCACCAUAGCGUGCGAAACCCUUCGGCGGUGUUAAUUCGUCCUAUCCUCACUCUUGAAAGACCCUCGCAAUGGCGCCAAAGAAGAAGGAAGAGCCCAAGCCGGUGGAAGCUCCUAAGCCUGAGCCCGAGCGCCCCAAGACGCCAGUGUUUGACGCUGCAUCAGUGAAGUUGGAGUUCACCCCUGAGCAAAUUGAAGAUUUCAAAGAUGCCUUCCAGUUGUUCGACAGAACACCCGCCAAUGAAAUGAAGAUAACUUACGCACAGUGCGGCGACCUCACCAGAGCCCUUGGUCAAAACCCAACCAACAAGGAGAUCAUGUACGUUCUAGGAAAGCCCAAGCCAGAAGAAAUGCAAACCAAGAUGCUGAACUUUGACGAGUUCCUGCCUAUCCACCAGCACUUCUGUAAAGGGAAGGACAGCGGGACGUAUGAGGACUUUGUUGAGGGUCUGAGGGUGUUCGACAAGGAGGGCAACGGUACAGUCAUGGGCGCUGAGCUCAGACACGUUCUCUCAGUAAUGGGUGAGAAGCUGAAGGAGGACGAGGUGGAGCAGCUGAUGCAGAACCAGGAGGACGCCAACGGCUGCAUCAACUACGAGGCCUUUGUCAAACACAUCAUGGCGUCUUAAGAAAAUGAUGACUUCAGAAGGCCGGAAUCGAUGUAUACAUCCAAUUCUAUCUCCCAGUCUUCACUUAUGCAAAUUGCGUUACAAGGGACUUUUCAAUGUUGUUUGUCUUGAUUGAGUGCCCAACUUGGAGGCAAGAAACAGUAUACAUUUGUUGCACAUAAACCUUGUUCAUAUUGUAACCUAAUUAAAUUCGGAAAUAAAGGAUUCGUUUUCCAACAA